This is a messenger RNA of Physcomitrium patens, 2751 nucleotides long. RefSeq names its product peroxisomal fatty acid beta-oxidation multifunctional protein MFP2. NCBI's taxonomy places the organism in Eukaryota, Viridiplantae, Streptophyta, Bryopsida, Funariales, Funariaceae. Gene Ontology annotation, molecular function: (3S)-3-hydroxyacyl-CoA dehydrogenase (NAD+) activity; NAD+ binding. The record is from RefSeq and is a predicted model, not a curated record. Gene Ontology annotation, biological process: fatty acid beta-oxidation. Gene Ontology annotation, cellular component: peroxisome.
CCCUUGUUUCUUGUACGUAAAUGCAUGAGUUCCCAGUGUGUGAGGAGAACCAGCCUUAGCACCACUGUAGCCAAGCAGAGAGAAAGAAAGAAAAAGGGCCAUGGCAGUGUUAAGCAGGUUGCUUGUUUGCUGAUUCACUUUUCUCCGAAGCUCUUCGCACGCCAGGACCGUAUUAGCGAGUUCUAUUGUUGUGAUAACAUUCUUCAGGUUGAGAAAUUAAACCAGAUUAAAGGUCGAGAGGUGGAGCUUUGGUUCUGUUUUUCCCGUGGAUACUUCGUUGGUGAAGCCAUGACGUUGAGCGUCAAAAUGGAUGUCGGAGCGGACGCGGUAGCUGUAAUCACAAUCGACAACCCACCUGUUAACUCAUUAGCGAUUCCCGCGCUGAUAGCCUUGAAGGAGAGGUACAAUGAGGCAAAUGCAAGAGAUGAUGUCAAGGCCAUUGUUGUCACAGGAGCUAAUGGAAAAUUUUCUGGCGGUUUUGACAUUUCAGUAUUUCCAAAACUGCAGGAGGGUGGUUCGAAUGGUUACUUGAACCAAGCAUCAGUGGACCUUAUGAUAGAAACAAUUGAAGAGGCCAGCAAGCCCACAGUUGCAGCAGUACCAGGAUUGGCUCUUGGUGGUGGGUUGGAAUUAGCAAUGUCAUGUCAUGCACGGAUUGCGACCCCUAAAGCACAGCUUGGACUUCCCGAGCUUCAGCUGGGCAUUCUUCCUGGUUUUGGUGGAACGCAGCGGUUGCCACGUUUGGUUGGUCUGACAAAAGCCCUCGAAAUGAUGCUGCUAUCAAAACCUAUUGCUUCAGAGGAAGGCAAGAAGCUUGGGCUUGUUGAUGAGAUAGUUGCUCCAGAAGACCUCUUGACCAUUGCACGUCGAUGGGCACUUGACAUUGCCUUAGGAAAGAGGCCUCGCUUGUCUUCUCUACAGCGCACAGACAAGCUAGAAUCUUUGGGUGAUGCUCGGGAAAUCAUCAAAUUUGCCCGAGCUCAAGUCAAAAAAACUGCGCCUAAUCUGACUCAUCCUCUAUUAUGUCUUGAUGCUGUGGAGGAAGGAGUGGUUGCUGGUGGUUAUCGUGGUGCUUUAAAGGAAGCCGAAUUAUUUGCAGCUACGGUCGUCUCAGACAACGCCAAGGGCCUUGUGAAUCUGUUCUUUGCUAUAAGAGCCACAAGUAAAGUUCCAGGAAUCGUCGAGUUGGGUUUAAAGCCAAGAAAGAUAAAGAAAGUGGCAGUUGUUGGAGGAGGACUUAUGGGUUCUGGAAUCGUUACUGCAUUGAUAUUAAGCGGAUAUUCUGUUCUUCUGAAAGAAAUCAAUGAUAAAUUUUUACAGGCGGGACUUGAGCGCAUAAAAGCAAACCUUCAGAGUCGUGUGAAGAAAGGGAAAAUGUCCCGAGAAAAGUUCGAGACGAUAUUAUCACUUGUGACGGGUGUCUUGACCUAUGAAGACUUUAAGAGUGUGGAUGUGGUGAUUGAGGCUGUGAUUGAAAAUAUCGAUCUCAAGCAAUCGAUAUUUGUCGAUCUGGAGAAGAACUGUAGAACUGACUGUAUUCUAUCCACCAACACAUCUACUAUUGAUCUGAAUGUUCUGGGUGCUAAAACACGCUCUCAAGAUCGCAUCAUUGGUGCACACUUUUUCAGCCCUGCACAUAUCAUGCCUCUUUUGGAGAUUGUUCGAACAGACAAGACGUCACCGCAAGUCAUAGUGGAUCUCAUGGCCCUGGGGAAAGCCAUCAAGAAGACAACAGUCCUUGUUGGAAACUGCACAGGGUUUGCUGUAAAUCGAGUCUUCUUCCCGUACACCAUGGCAGCUAUGAUGCUCUCUGACCUUGGGGUCGACAUUUAUCGUAUAGAUAAUGCUAUCAAGUCUUGGGGCAUGCCAAUGGGACCAUUCAGACUGACAGAUUUGGUCGGUUUUGGAGUCGGGGUGGCAGUUGGUACUCAAGUCGUGAACUCGUUCUCUGAUCGAGUAUAUAUUUCUCGACUGGUGCCAAAAAUGUUGCAAUCUCAGCGAUUGGGAGAACAAAACGGAAAAGGAUUCUACAUUUAUGAUGAGAAGCGAAAGGCUCGUCCAGCACCUGAAAUUAAAGAUAUCAUCAAAGAAUCUCAAGAGGAAGCUGGGAUCAUGCUCGAUGGCAAGCCUUUGGAAUUGACCGAUAAAGACAUAGUGGAGAUGGUUAUGUUCCCAGUCGUGAAUGAAGCUUGCCGUGUGUUGGCUGAGAAGAUAGUUGUGCAAGCCUCUGACUUGGAUAUUGCCUCGGUUUUUGGCAUGGGCUUUCCUCCAUACAGGGGUGGCAUCGUUUGCUGGGCAGAUAUAAUUGGGGCUAAGUAUAUUGCCUCAAGACUGAACACGUGGACAAAAGCCCAUGGCGACUUUUUUAAGCCCUGUGCUUUCCUGGAGGAGCGCGCCUCAAGUGGUGUCAAAUUGAGCGUCCCAAUUCGUAAUUCCAUGUCUCGCCUGUAAGCAUUAUACAGGAUGCCAGUGACGUUUAUACGCCCAUGGUAUCGUCAGUUUUGAGAAUUUGAUGAUUUAUUAAUGUAGAUGCAAAUGUUGAGCACCUCGCAAGUUAGGGGCACUAUUGUAUUUUGCCACGUCAUUAUUGAUGAUGCAGCGUUUCUAGCAUAUCAGAAGAUCAUUAGCUUGUCACAUGCUCUGCGGUUUGUGGUUGCCAAACUAACACAAGAGUAGGUUUAAUGAUUAGCACUGCUAUCUAUUGUAUAUUUCUUGAGUUUUUUAAAAAAAAAAAAAAAAUGAAUUUAUGUA